This is a messenger RNA of Trifolium pratense (red clover), 3103 nucleotides long. RefSeq lists its product as uncharacterized. NCBI's taxonomy places the organism in Eukaryota, Viridiplantae, Streptophyta, Magnoliopsida, Fabales, Fabaceae. The coding region runs from base 776 to 2761 and encodes 661 amino acids. The transcript is spliced from 12 exons. Gene Ontology annotation, biological process: proteolysis. Gene Ontology annotation, molecular function: cysteine-type peptidase activity. The record is from RefSeq and is a predicted model, not a curated record.
AUAUCACUAGUAGAAAAAUGACUUUUGGUUUGGAGAUACCACUACCGGUAUGUGAAUACCAGUAGUGAAAUACAUUUGACCAAAGGAUUCCACUACUGAUAUUUUGAAAACGGUAGUGGAAAGUUCAGAGACAAGGGAUUUCACUACCGGCUUUGCUAAAUCCGUAGUGGAAAGUAGACACGGUGGCAAUGUCGUAAUUACGUGCAAAAUUGUUUUAAUUAUCUUCCACUACCGAUCUAGGAUUCACCGGUAGUGGAAUCCUAAUAGUGUUAUUAGUUUUUUCAUAUUCCCACUUUCCACUACCGAUCUAGCUUAUCACCGGUAGUGGAAUCCUAAUAGUGUUAAUUAUAUUUUUCAUUCUUCCCAAUUUCCCUCAUUCUGCAAACGCGAAGAAGAACACACUCUCCAAUCCAAUCGUCCCAAUUCUAGUUCUCCCUAAUUUGUUCCUCAAAUCGUCCCAAUUUCUUCAAAUCAAACACUCUCCAAUCGUUCUCCAAUCAUUCUCCAAUCUCUCCAAUCUCCAAUCGUCCCAAUUUCAUUCGCGGUUUCAUUCUCCAAACCCUAGACGGAACGACGAACCUGCAAACGCUUAAUCGCCUCCAAAUCUCUUCGUUUUCAUUCGGUAAAGGGGUGGAGCUGUUUUCUGUGUUAGGCGGUGGUUGCUGCUCCUACGUGUUGACUGCUGCUGUUUAGGGGCUGGUGUUGCUGUUUUUUGGUGUUGUCCUCUUUGUUUGAAGUUAGAAGGUUCAAUCACGGUCUCAUCUACAGAUACGAUAUGGCUGAUUCAACCGGCAACUCUGCUGAAACUAGUCAAAGUAAUAAAAAAAGUGUUAGAGGUCCCACUAUGUUGAAAGCAAUUGAAAACGUUCGUAAAACGGGUAUAAAGAUCCCUCUCCAGUUUGAUCUAGAAACUGGAGAGUGUUAUGGUAACAAUGCCUCCCAUUUUAAGAGUUACGUAGCACUUCUUACUCGAGAAAGAUGCAGUAUUGCGAAAGAGUUGUGGAAACAUAUACCUGAAGGAGUAAAGAAUGCUAUGUGGACAGAUAUUAAGGCUAUUUUUGUUAUACCUGAGUUUGAUGAUGCAAAAAAGAGUGAUCAUUUUAAGAAAAUAUGGUUUCACUAUGCGGGGGAGCGAUGGAAAGAUUUUAAAUCACGGUUGACUAGAACUUAUAUCACAGACCCCAAACCAGAUGACGUUCCUCCAUACGUCAAGUAUCCUUACAUCAAAAAAGAUAUAUGGGAAGAGUUUGUGAAGUAUCGACAGACCUCUGAUUUUAAGGAAAAAAGUCAAAAGGGUAGGGAGAAUCAUGCAAAGAAUGUUUACCCACAUGUAUUAUCCCGUGGCGGGUAUAAGAGGCUCGAGGAGCAGAUGAUCAAUGAAAAGAGACAAUCCUUAUCGAAAGAUAGUUCUGGCUUAACUGAUGAUGAUCGUCAUCCAUCUCCACCGGAACGCUAUGAGACAUGGACGAGAGCACGACAAAAGAAAGGGGGAGAAUUCACAUCUGAGCCUGUAAAAAAAGUUGCUGAGAAAAUUGAGAAAAUUGUUGAAGACUCAAAAAAGGGUGACUUUGUUCCAACGGGACGUCACGAUGUCCUAACAGAAGCCAUUGGAACACCUGAGCAUGGUGGUAGUGUUCGUGGUGUUGGAAAAAAACAUAACAUUACCACUUACUGGGGAAGAUCAAAGGUUUCACGUCAAAGACAAGGUAUAGAUGUCAAAGAGCAACUAGCAGCAUUUAAAGCAGAUUUGGAAGCUAAGUUUGAGGAAAAGUUGGCGCAAGAGCGUAAGAUGAUGCAAGAUUCUCUUAUGGAGACACUAAAGUCCAUGGGUUUAUCCCAAACCUCUGAUACAAAUAAUAGAGUCAUGGUACCUGAAGCUUGUGCUGAACAAGUUGUUGUCACCGGAAGCGCAAAAGGGAGUUGUUCUCCUGCACCGGUCAAGAUGCAAAAUGAACUCAAGGAGGUUGUUGUCACUGAAAGCGCAAAAGGAAGUCGUUCUCCUGCACCGGUAGCAGAGGCUGAAGAUAACAUGGACGAUGUUCAGAAAUUGUUAAUCAUGGUUCUGAAAAAGGGUGAUGAUCAUUUGGAUGUACAAUUAACUCAUUGUUCAAUGUGUACUAAUUUUCUCAUGUCUUGCAAGUGUAUAAGAGAGUUGUUGGUGGGUUUUAUUUGGCUCGACAUGAGUACUCUAAGUGUUUGGUGCUCGUACAUUCAUCGUUUAUGCAUUGAAAACAACACCACAAAUGUAUAUGGAAUUUUGGAACCAAGUUUUCUGAACAUUGUUGGUGAUGCUGGGAAAAAAAGUGAUCAGAGAAUAUCUCAAAGUAAAUGCAAGAAAUACAUCCAGCAUAAGUUAGAAAAUGAAAAGAAAGAGUGUCAAUUAUUACCAUUUAACCAUGGAGGACAUUGGCAGUUGAUAAUACUUUGUCCAAAGAUAAAUACCGUGGUUGUUAUUUGUUCACUACAUUGGAAACUUAAUCCAAUAAUGGAGAAAAUUGUUUCAAGUGUUUUUACGGUUGAUCAAAUGGCGAAUGGCAAUAGAAAGAACAAUACCGUAUGGCUUUAUCCACAAGCGAGGAAACAAUAUAAUUCAAAUGACUGUGGAUACUAUGUAAUGAAAAAUAUGUUGGACAUUGUCACUGCUAAGAUAACUGAUUCUUGGAUGGAGGUAUUUAAUGACCCAAAAGAGUUAACAGCUGAGGAGAUGUAUGAAUUGCGAUUACGUUGGUCAACAUAUUUUUUGUCGUUAUUGGAGGGUUAAGAUUUAUCUGGGUGAUGAGGAAUUGGUUAUUAGCUUUAGUUUGAGUCUUGGAAGCAGAUCAGGUGAUGGAAUUGGUAAUUUGGCUCGGGUGCAUCCCACUGUUUUGGACUUGCUGUUUUGGACUGUCAUGGAAUUGGUAGUUUGAGUUGCUGUUUUGGAAUUGGAUAGAGCUAGUUUUGAUUUUUGUGUAUAUUAGGGGGCUGUAUGCUUGGAAUUAGAAUAGAUAUAAUUAGUGAUAAUGUUAAGUUUUGUGAUUUUAAUGUAUUGAAUGUGUAACUUGUUAGGAAUUGACAAUGAAUUGUGGAAAAUAAUAUUCGAAAUUAUGACAAUUUUCUUUUGCGU